AUGCGGGUGCUGGUCGCCUUGCUUGCCCUAAUCGGCUUGGCCCAUGCCAGCAGCUGCAAGAACUCGCUGUACGUUCGAUGGCCGGGAGUGCGGCUCAACUUCCGGGCCGUCGCUUCCGGGAAGCUAUCUCUAAAGGCAUGCCAAAGCGCUUGCUCGUUGGGAGAAGAUCCGGUGAUGGCAGGCAAAUCUCUCGAAUGCGCUGCCCUCAACCAUCAAACCUCUGUCGAUAACUUUAACCACCAUUGUGACGUAUUUCAGCCUCAUCAACUCCAAAAUGUCGAUGGGUUCGUCGAGGCGGACGAUCGGUACUCGUUCUACUGGCGGUAUUGCGUGGAUUCCCACAAGCAGUGCGGCAACGACCACGCCUUCACUUUCAUGUCUGAUCGAUACAUGGAAGUGACAGAGGUAAUCGAAGUGCGACACACAAGCAGCCUGGAGGACUGUCUGGCCGAGUGUUUGAACGAGGAAAAGUUCCCGUGCCGCUCGCUGUCCUUCAACCGAACCGACGGUGGCUGCCACAUGUCGGCCAAUAACCAGCUGACCAAGCCGAAAGCCAUUCGCCUAAACAACAACCCGAACUACCGUAUCGAUUACUACGAGAACAACUGCUACAAUUUAACGGACAGCUACAAGUUUGAGUACAAAUGCCAAGACGACGGCGUUCUCGUGACGAUCGACAGCAAGUUCCCGUACACCGGGGCUCUAUAUGGACUCUAUGACUUCUUUACGUGCCGCAUCGAACCGAAGGAACAGACCCGGUUCGAGUACUUCUUCCCCUCACCCACCAAGAGCAAGCGGUGCAGCGAUAGUAUACGGUAUAAGGGCAACGACAUGGUGCUGGACGUCGUGCUGUCGACAGACGGCGUCGAGCCCCCUGUGCCCGAUCGCUCCCUUAACAUCGACGCCGGCUCGAUCGCUCAAUCACUACCCGGAAGUUCCCCCAUCCACCAACGAUAUCACGGCCGAUCAUACCACUACUUCGACAAGUACACAGCGACCUACGACUACAACCACGACUGCGACGAGUACAACCACGACCACGACAGCCAGACCAACCAGUCGAGCAUCUACUGCCACGACGACCACUGCGACAAGUACGACAACGACCACUACGAAAAAGCGCGUGCGCCGGCCAAGCCGUUCGAGCCGCACCCCGCCCCGACGACGACGACGACGACCACGGCUGGGCCACCUGGCAUUGACCAACACGGGGCCAAGCCCCGGCAGCCGGUAACAUUCGACAUCUUUCACAAUGGGCGGCCAGUGGAAGCAGUUGUGGUCGGAAACCGGAUAAUUCUCGACUUCACCCCACAUUUCCCGAUACCACCUCGCUACAUGUCCGUAAGGGGAUGUCAGGUGGAGCCAAUUGAUCCGAGAUACGACUGGGAGAAAGAGCCGCUUCCCAUCAUCCGCGAUGGAUGCCCCUCAGAUUUGGUUGGACUCGCCUGCCCGCCCGCAUCCACCGAUCACGGCAUGAUGGUCUCAAUCGAAGCGUUCCGCUACCAGACGACUGCUCACGUACAGUACACCUGUCUCGUGAGGGUGUGCCCGUUUGCCGAAUGCCCGCAGACGGAAUGUCCGCAUGUUGAAGGCUGUGAUGUGGGGCCCUUCGCGAAGGGGAGGGCCAAGCGGGGGUUGACCCUGGAUGAUAUUAGGAGGGCACUAGAGGCAGACCCAAAUCUACAACGACAAAUUGGGCUAUCGUCUAUGCUGGGAAGGACACCGGCCAUUAAUACUGAGCAACAACUUCUCGCCCUGGCCGGCGACCACGUGGUGAAGCGUCGACUGGUCGUUGUCAAUUCGGAGGAUCAGUUACGAUACUACGUCCGGACCGGGCAGAUGCCA
Molecule: messenger RNA, 1845 nt
Organism: Mesorhabditis spiculigera
Lineage: Eukaryota; Metazoa; Nematoda; Chromadorea; Rhabditida; Rhabditidae
Source: the annotation of a GenBank genome assembly